CAAAAGACUAAAAUAAACCUAAAGUCGUCUUAAAGUCAAGUUUAAUUUUAGAAUCAUUACAUUAAAAGGAUUUUUUUUCUUUUAAUCAUCUGAAAUCUUUAGUUCGGAGUUUGUGUUUUGUGUCUAUAACUUGCAAACAUGUCUCGCGUAACUCGAAGAAAGCACGUAAUGGGUGAAGAUACGUGGAGUGAUGAUGAGCUGCCGAAAGAGAAUCAAAGCAUUGUCAAAGUGUUGAAAAAUAGAGGAAACAAUCUACAUGCGGUAAUUACUCCGACUGGAGAAGAAUAUUUAGUAUCCAUGCCUACAAAAUUCCGAAGAAACAUAUGGGUGAGGAGAGGCUCAUUUCUCGUUGUAGAACCGAUACCAGAAGGAGGCAAAGUAAAAGCGGAAAUUGUGAAAAUAAUGAACAAAAACUCUAUAACAUAUUAUAAAGAAAAGAAAGUGUGGCCAAAAGAGUUUGACGACAUUCAGGAAACAAGCGAUGGUGAUGAUCAUUAUGAGGUCUACUAUGUAUUUGAAGACAACAAUGAAGAUGAAGAGCCGAUUGAAAGUGAAUCGGAUGACGAUGACUAUGAUGACGUUAGUACUGACAGUGAAGCGGAACCGUGGGAUUAUUCGGAAACGGACAGUGGGCACGACACUGAUGAAUAAUUUUUAAUAUUGUACAUGUUUAUAACUAUUUUCAAGGUUUUGACCAAAUCUUUUCCCACUAGAUUCUUAUGGACCAAUGCAUUUGAGCAAUGUUUUGCUUAAUCUUACCUCAAAUUUGAGGCAACUACGGCCCAAUGGCAAAUGCACCGGAGUGUUCUUAUUUGUGUAAAUCCGUUCUUUGGAAAGACAAGGGCAAAUAUUCUAAAACUAAAUUGAAUAUCCUCUAUGUAAUCCUAGAGACUAGUGUUCUCAAUAUAUAACUAAUUUUUAGAGUUUUUGCCCUAUAUAUUGUUGUCUUACCAAAGAUGUAGCCAUGUAGUACAUUUUUA
This is a messenger RNA of Spodoptera frugiperda (fall armyworm), 980 nucleotides long. RefSeq names its product probable RNA-binding protein EIF1AD. The coding region runs from base 139 to 651 and encodes 170 amino acids. Gene Ontology annotation, cellular component: nucleus. Gene Ontology annotation, biological process: translational initiation. The transcript has 2 exons. Gene Ontology annotation, molecular function: translation initiation factor activity; RNA binding. The record is from RefSeq and is a predicted model, not a curated record. NCBI's taxonomy places the organism in Eukaryota, Metazoa, Arthropoda, Insecta, Lepidoptera, Noctuidae.